CCGUGGUUUUAGAGUGUUCAAAAGUCCUGAGUGUGAUAGAGUAGAUGGUGCAUCAUGUCUGCAGGGUGGAUAUUCUGCGUAUUUGUGUGCAUAUGUUUUCCUUCAGGGUCUUUUGAGACCCUGGUCGUCUCAAAGGGAAAUGAGCAGUGGGUCAGUGAUACCAGCAUGACCAGAAUCUUAAAGAAGCGAAGUGUGAGCAGUGGUGAGAUUGAGGUGCAGAGCAUGAAGGUGGACUGCAAGGUGACAUCACGUUUCGCCCACACUAUCAUGACCACUAAAGCUCUCAAUAAGGCCAACGUCUCACAGGAAGUGUCUUUUGAGGUGGAGUUACCCAAGACCUCCUUCAUCACCAACUUCAGCAUGGAGAUUGAUGGCAAGACAUACACAGGUGUGGUGAAAGAAAAAGAGCAGGCCAAGCAGCAGUAUCAGAAGGCCGUGUCAUCUGGCCAGACUGCUGGUUUAGUCAAGGCUUCGGGUAGAAAAAUGGAGAAGUUUUCUGUUACUGUGAAUGUCGCAGCAGACAGCAGUGUCAUAUUUAUUCUCACCCAUGAGGAACUUCUUCAGCGACAUUUUGGCAAAUAUGAGCUCAUGAUCAGAGUCAAACCCAAACAGCUGAUCCAGCACUUUGAGAUUUUAGCAGACAUUUAUGAACCUCAGGGAAUUGCAUUUGUGGAUGCCUACGGUACAUUCAUCACCAAUGAACUGCUUCCUCUAGUGGAGAAAACUGUCACUGACAAGAAGGCCCAUGUGUCCUUCUCUCCAACACUGGAUCAACAGAGGAAAUGCACCGAGUGUGACGGGACGCUCAUCGAUGGAGAUUUCUUCAUUAAGUAUGAUGUCAACCGUGCUCAUGACAUCGGCGAUAUCCAGAUUGUAAACGGAUACUUUGUGCAUUUUUUCGCACCGGUUAAUCUUCCAAGAGUACCAAAAAUGGUCGUUUUUGUGAUAGACAACAGCUACUCUAUGGUGGGAAAUAAAAUGGCACAGACUAAAGAGGCUCUAGUGACCAUUCUGGCUGAACUCCCAGAGGAGGACUACUUUGCCAUCAUUGUAUUUUCAACCACCUUUGUUGUAUGGCGGCCACAUUUAAGCAAAGCAACACCGGAAAAUGUGAAAGCAGCCCAGGAAUAUGUCAAAACAAUUGAAGUUAUUGGUAGUACUGAAUUGCAUGAUGCUGUCAUGCAUGGUGUGAAGAUGUUGUAUGAAGAGCAGCGUAACAAUACAACCCCAAAGAACAUGGUACUGAUGAUCAUUUUGCUGACCGAUGGGGAACCAAACACUUAUCCGAGAACUCUUCCUGAGAUCCAAGAGAACAUUCGUCACACCAUUGAUGGGAAUAUCACUCUGUUCAGUUUGGCUUUUGGUAACGAUGCAAACUAUGGGUUUUUGGAUACUUUGAGCAAGCAGAACAAUGGCUUGGUUCGCAGGAUUUAUGAGGACUCGGAUGCCCCACUUCAGCUAAAGGGAUUUUAUGAAGAAGUGUCAAGUCCUCUACUGUCAGACGUGCAGUUUCACUAUCCAGACACCACGGUUAACUCACUGACAAGAAGCCACUUUAAACAGCUAUUCAACGGCUCUGAGAUCAUGGUCGCUGGCCGACUUAAUGACUUAAAUGAAAUAGACAACUUCGCAAUUGAAGUGUUCGCACAAGGGGUGAGUAAAUACUCUAUCAUGUCACACAUAAUCAUAGUCCAUAGCUCCAGUAUUGAUAAGCAAUUAUAAAUGUGGACAUUGGUCAGU
Molecule: messenger RNA, 1740 nt
Organism: Sinocyclocheilus grahami
Lineage: Eukaryota; Metazoa; Chordata; Actinopteri; Cypriniformes; Cyprinidae
Gene: itih3a.1
Product: inter-alpha-trypsin inhibitor heavy chain 3a, tandem duplicate 1
Exons: 13
Coding region: 55-1722 (555 amino acids)
Source: RefSeq, a predicted model, not a curated record